This is a messenger RNA of Volvox carteri f. nagariensis, 816 nucleotides long. RefSeq lists its product as uncharacterized. NCBI's taxonomy places the organism in Eukaryota, Viridiplantae, Chlorophyta, Chlorophyceae, Chlamydomonadales, Volvocaceae. Bases 1 to 816 code for a protein of 271 amino acids. The record is from RefSeq and is a predicted model, not a curated record. The transcript is spliced from 9 exons.
AUGUGCAUAAACCAGCAAAGCCCGUACACCUUGAUACCGUUACCACCUGUUCAGAGGGCGGGCUUUGUUCGGACUUGCUUUCGUGUGGCCUACGUCGGCUGUGACCGCAAUCUGGCGUGUUGCAGAGAGCUCUUGGGCAGCGUGCAGAGACUGAUCCUAGACACCAACCCCCAAUGCGUUGAUCAGUUCAAUCUUGGCGGAGUUCUGGUCAACGGCCAGCCUUCCCAGUCUUGGUCCAUCAGUACUCAUGACUCGGGCUACGAGCUGAAGAUCUCCAACCUCCAAGCGAGCAAUAGCACCUUCCCGGGCAGCACCAUUUGCAUAGUAGGCUAUCCGGAAUGCUCAACUUGGGCGGACGUUUGCAGGGGAUAUCCUGCACGGGGCUGCAGCAGCAGUAGCACUAGCGGAGCAUUCACCUUUGGUAACGGAGCUAACUGUACCCAACUAGAGAACCUUAUCGCUGCCGACAUUGCCGCUAACGCCGCAGCGCUCAACAAUAUGGCGCGUGCGCCGUACGCCAUCGGCAACCUCUCCACCUCCCCCACGAAGCCUUCCACGGGUCUUCCCGCCGUAUCAAUGUGUUUUACGGUGGGCUCUCAGGCCUGCAACUCCAAGUACUCAUGUUGCCAGAUGGACUUUGCCAAGGUCGAGAUCCCCAUCAGCCCCGUAUGUAAAUCGGCGGUUCAGGAAAUCCGGGUCGAUGGAAAGAAGGUUUCUUACAGCUGGGAUGCCGCCAAAUUCUGCUUGAACGGCAAAUGCCAGGUGAACAUUUACUCGACAGACAACAAAUGCUGUCCAGCCACAUUCAUCUCUUGA